CAGUUCGCAGGUAUGUGCGAAGAAGAACAGGAAGCCAGCAGUUUGAGACUCCUCCGAUCGACGCAGAUGCUUCGGCCGACUCCCUUCUUUCCGUGAUUCAGGAUUCAGCUGUGCUCCACUCAUUCAGGUCGUCGAGCUUUAACUAGGAGAUCCUGAAAGUUUUCGUCGGUGUUUAACCUUCACUUUAGACAUCUUGGCUGUAGGCUGAAAAGUUAGGGCGUGUUUUAAUUUGAAGUGUUGGAGAGACACGCUGCCUCCUCCUCCGCCACCACCUCCUCCUCCCUCUUCUAACUGGAUGCUAGUUCGGUUACCCUUUGCAUGUCGUCGCCCUCCUAGUUUUGGAGUUGUGUUUUAGUCUGCUUUUUUAACUUAUUUUUGACGAAAGCUUGGGAGAAGAUGGGAUGUACUCUGAGCACGGACGACAAGGCGGCUCAGGAGCGGAGCAAGAUGAUCGACAGGAACCUGAGGGACGACGGAGAAAAGGCUGCCCGGGAGGUGAAGCUGCUGCUGCUGGGUGAGAGAAACACACGGACACAGGGACUCAGGUCUACAUCUGUUUGCUGGAGAGGGACCCUCCCAAAUCCGUUCAGUUUUCUGCAAACACACAGGAGCUUUUCCAGAUUUAUCAUGAGUACACCAGCUUGAUUUAGAGCUGGGAGAAACUUGACGCUGUAAACUUUGUAGAUACUACAUAACACGGUGAUACUGUAAUUAGCAUAAAAUUAAGGUAUGCUCAAGUUAGUCUGUUGUCUUGUGUUAGCUAAACUCAGCUCAGGAUGUAAACCUUUCAUUGGUUUAGUUCUAAUCCGCAGUUUCAGUCAGCUCAACAAUUAGCUGUUGAGCUAGGUUAGCAUACCGACGCUAGCCUGGGUUUAGCUAAGUUGCGUAAAGCUUCAACAAUGUCUAAACUCUCAACAGGUCUACCUCAAAAAUGUCUCUAAUGCUUUCGUAGUUCCACUUAUACCGCCUUUAGUGCAUUUUAAAAUCUAGUUUCUAGGCCAAUACCCAGCGUUUAAUGAUAUAAAGGAACAUUUUACACUAAAGGCCGAUUGACUCUGUAGCCUGCGUUCAUCUAACAAAUAUGCCAGAGCCGAUAAUAACCUCUGAUUUUUUUUUCUUCGGGUUUUAUAUAAAUGUACGCCCUUAAAACGUUAAAGUUUAGGCCUGUAGUAGUAUUAACCUCAUAGUGGUGAGAGUUAAGCCAAUGAACCUCCAAAACCUGCGAGGAUGAGGUUGGUAAAUUGUACUUACACACCCUGUUUGUGUGUCUGGUGAUUUGACUACGGUGGUCAAGCAGGCAGGGUAAAUUGAAGCUGUCAGACUUAUUAGUAAAAUCGUUUCAUUGAAGUGUAAUGUCGCCUUUCCGCCUGAAGGCUGUUUCUCCAUGUCUUGAUUGUGUCUCUUAUUAGCUACCUAUGACCACUGGUAGCUGCCUCAGUCAGGGAAAGACAGGCAGGCAGGACGUUGCAUAGCAACCUGGUCAGCUUUCCUGACCGCAAUAAUCAUCUAUGGCAACUGUAUUAAACACACACACACACACACACACACACACACACACAUACAUACAUACAUACAUACACAACAUAUACAUCCAGUGUAUGCUAAUUGGAUGUUUCCCCACUCUAUGGACUCUGCAUCCAUCUUGAAAAUGCAACCUAUCCAGUCUGUGUGAUGAUGUAUUUUUGGUACAGUCCAGUCCGUGUGUCAUCACAAGAAUCACAGGUUUGUUUUCAGACAUGUGAUUUUGCCACAGCCACAGACACUAAACAUUGCUCAGCUGCACCAGCUGCCUCAUGUAUAUUUUUGAGUCAUUUGAGAAGGACCUGAUUUGAAUGUUCAUGGUUGCUUUUGUUCCCUUGUCACGGCUCCCACAAGCACCUGCAUGAUAUGCCUGACAUUGGUUUGUGGAUUUGUUGUCUGAUGGAGAAAUUACCUUGUGGCUUUAAACAUAUGAAGCCAUUUUACCUCUGUAUUUUUUAUGUUGUUGUUUUGUUAUACAGUGUGUAUUCCUGUAGUGGGCAAAGAUACAUAGCUUCACCAAACAAUCAUAUCGUAGUUUGUGUUCUGUCCACAUCCCACCAGGGUUGUUUGCAUGUGAUAUGCUCCUGAGGAAAGUGAUUUGAGUGGGCGGGCUGCCUCAGAUGAAGACCGUAUGUGCACACAAUAAAAGAGAUUGAUCUUUUGUUAUUGUGUAACAGCAUUUUUGUGUUGUGUAGCAUAAAAGGAAACACAGAAGAGAUGCUGGCCUGGUGUUUGUUGUCCUCUGUUGAGAUAUCUGCAUCUCUUUUAUGGCCUGAGGGAAAUGUCUUUCCUGCACCAGCAGUGUACCUCGAUCAAACCUCUGAGCUGAGUCACCAACCUGAACCGCUUCAUGUCAUCCGCUUUUUCCUAAAAUUCAUCCAGCCUUUUAGAUUGUGUGUUCUGAUAUUUACAUUAAUCUUAGCUUUGUUUUUGGUGUGCUUGGCUGUUUAUCAUGUGGGACAAUGAAUUGGUGAACAGUUCUUCCCACUAGGGAGCUGAGAGUCUCUGCACAGGUAGGGUAAUUAAAAUGUUGUGUGCUCAGCUGAAAACAUGCCUACAUCUCAGAGGGAGCCAGAGACCCAAAAGGCAAUGCACGAAAUGCUUCUGUCCUUGUUGUUUGUUUGUUGGCUUCACAAAUCAAACACAUCAGAUAAAUCUGACAGCGUUUAGUGCAGGUAGUGUGAUGAAGCAUGAGUGUCUAACACAGGGACAUUUAAGUGGUGUGUAAUCUCAUUACCAGGAGGAUCUUGUUGAUUAAUCCAAUUGCAGUGUCACCUGGCUCAAUCAGGCCUUACACAUAUCCUCGCUGUGUUUUUCUGUCACCGGACAACACGUAGUAUGUUGCAGCUAACGUUAGCUUUCUAUUAAGGUAGCAAAGGUUUGUCUUUUGUGUUGAUGACACUUGAUGGCUAAACUCUUACUUUGACUGUUGUGUUUUAAUAGCAGGUUGAGUUAAGUGUGUUUGCAGUUAAGUGACUUGACACGUUUCCUUUGUCUGAGUAAAGGGAAAGGAUUUUUUUAAUUGUAAUCCUGCAACAGCAGACUUGUUCAUUAUCAAAGUCAUUUUGUCAGAGAAAAAAAAAACACCAAAAGUUGAAUUAACUGUUGUAAAAAGAUCACACAUAAAACAUGAGUUUUUAGUUAAAUAAACUGUGUUAAUGAUAUAAUUUUAGCCACGGUUUUAAACGUGUACUCCAAAGGGUUAUUGCAAACUUUUAAGAUUAUAGUUUUGAGGGGGGAAAAAAAUCUGAUGCAGGCUUCCUAAUGAAACAUUUUUCUUUCUAUGAUGGUUGUCUUAUAGUUGUUGGUAGUGGAUACUGAAUAAUUACUUAAUGUCUGAUUUUGACCUUUUGUAAGCCCAUCUUGAUCUCUCUCUCAAAGAGCAUUAUUAGAUAACAAAAGAGACCUUUGCAGCUGGUACAAGCCUAAAUGAUAACAACCUGUAAAUACUCAGGUACCACAGAAAUAAAACAAAUGCGUAAAACAAAGAGUAAGUUUGAAAUCAUUGAAACAAAGUCAGCUGGUUAUGGUUUUGGGUUUGUUGUGAAUUUGACUGUCCCUGCUUGUACGUUGUAACUAACCCUAUCACCUGUAAAUGUUGUGUUUGUUUCAGGUGCUGGAGAAUCUGGGAAAAGUACAAUUGUCAAACAGAUGAAGUAAGUGUGGUUGGCUAUUGUCACGUUUAACAACACACCCACUGUGGCUGUGAAAUGUCAAAUACUGUUUGUUCAGAGAAGGAUCUGCUUACACUAGUGUUUUAGUACCUUUUACCUACGUCAGAUGCCAAAGUGAGUAAAUGACACACUUACCUAUGUAAGCACCAGAUAGGAAAUCAGACACUAUUGUCAACUAUUGUCAUCAGUGGAAAAUUUUCAUUUAAAUAAAGUUGUUGUUAGUUUUUAUCCUUAAAAAUUAACUAUGUCAUUGUUAUAUUUCUUUUGUGGGCAUUACACCACAGUGGAUUAAGAAACAAGUUGUGUAUUUCAGCUGGAAACAUUUUUUUUUUCUUUUGCUACUUGGUGAAUUUUUAGUAACAGGAAACUUAAGCAUGAAGAUCACAGCAUUUCGUUUAAGAACAUAAUAACUCUCAGUGUUGUGUAAAAAUCCUUGACCUAGAAAUAGGGCCUCAUUUCUUCGCUUUGUCUGUCAGGAUCAUCCAUGAGGCCGGUUACUCAGAGGAGGAGUGCAAGCAGUACAAGGCUGUGGUCUACAGCAACACCAUCCAGUCCAUCAUUGCCAUCAUCAGAGCUAUGGGACGCCUCAAGAUUGACUUUGCAGAUGCAGCCAGAGCGGUAGGUGCAGGAAGACGAAGCUGGUAUUGACGCAGUUCUUGGUGCAGUUAAGGUUGUGUUUCAAUGCAAAUAUGUAGCUCAGCGCUUUAAGGGCAACAGCCACUUUGUCACAUGUCAUAUUUAACCAGGAAUUUCUUGUCACGCUUCUUCUACAGCGAGUAAGACAGGGCAGGUUAUAAGUUGAGAAUCACUUUAAAACAUAUCAGUACAGCAGAGGCUUCCUGACAUGAGAACUCUACUUUAGUUAUAAAGUUGAUGAGGUCCUGUUGAUCUAGAUCUAGACAUCCUUAAGAGUUUCUCUCAUGAUGGUUUGGGCCGCUUGCCAACAAAGAUGAUAUUUACAGUGACUAUCAGGACCUUAAGUAUUUCAGUGGAGUGUUGCUGUGUUCUUUUUUAUUCCUGUGGUAUAUUCUUACUACAUACUGCAGGUAUAUUCUCCGCACAUUCCUUUGUAUUUUAUUAUAAUUCUUACUCCUAAUGCGUUUCUUUUGCACAUUGUUAAUCUGUGUUCUAGCAUAACAAAAGGCUUACUCAUGGCCUCAGCAUGAUUUGCCUUCUCUGUUAUGGCUACCAAUUUCACACCCCCUAAGAUUCUUUUGUUGAUUUUGUUCUCUCCUACAUCAAAGGUUUGGUCAAUGACCUGCUUAAAACCCCAUGCAGGUUUUGCAGUGUACUUUCAUGCAAAGGAACAGAUUGGAUACUUGAAUGUCUCUGUUAUUUCUGGGCUCACACUGACUGCAAACACUCUUGUUUGUCAGCAGCAGAGAACUCGGUCUGGGAUUUUCUUUGAUUAUGGAGGCCCUUAUUUAUUCAUUUGGUAUUUACACAUACCUGAUAAGACAAAGAGAGCAUUGUUCACCCAUGAUCCAAGCAAUGCACAAAUAAGUGUUACCAAAGCUGUUUCUUUUAAGAUAUAAGAUGUGCAUGAGCUAUUACUCACCUGCAGGUUUUCAGCUUCUAUGCACAACUGUGUAAGCUAUGUGUACAAAAGAGUUAACCAGAGGGCUCUGUCUCUGUAGGAUGAUGCGCGGCAGCUGUUUGUCCUGGCUGGUUCAGCAGAAGAAGGUUUCAUGACAGGAGAACUAGCCGGGGUCAUCCAGCGGCUGUGGAAAGACGGAGGAGUCCAGGCGUGUUUCAGCCGCUCCCGGGAGUACCAGCUCAACGACUCUGCCGCAUAGUGAGUCCUCAGUCGCUUCCGUCUAAAACCCAGGACACAUGAAAAUGUUAUGAAAAUCUUAGCGGAUUUUUUAAAUGUUAUAGAGACGGCGCAUGACGACCAAUGUUGACAGAUUUUUUUGUUUCACAAGCAACCAGCGUCCCAACUCUCAAAACUGUAAAUCCCGUGAAAUCUCUUUCAGUCAAAUGUGACUUUAGAGUAAACAAACAUGGCUGACUCUGAGAGCUAACUGUUGGUAGCUGCUUAGCUUCCAAGUACAUCCAUUGCAGUAGAGAUUUUUUUUCAAUGCUUCCCUUGUUAUUUCAGUGUCGGUACGUUUCACCAAAUCAACGUAGGGGGUUCAAUUGACUCUGGCUUCCAUCUACUUUAUAUUACACAUCUACUGUCGUUGCCAGGGUUGCAUUAAUUGUGCUUCCUUCUUCACUCAGCUUGCCUUUAGUGUGUAGUGUUGUUUGUGCCCUGCUCAAGCUGUUCAGUACCUCAUAUGACUGUUGCUUAGUUCCCACCCAUGAACGCCUUUUCUCUUCCCAAAGCUACCUGAAUGACUUGGACAGGAUAUCCAGCGGUGCAUAUGUGCCAACCCAACAGGACGUGCUGAGGACCAGAGUGAAAACCACUGGUAUUGUGGAAACACAUUUCACAUUUAAGGACCUGCACUUCAAGUGAGUACAAGCAGGGCAGUGUGUUUAGUCAUUUCACUGUAUUUACAUAGUGAUUUGUGGUGCUCUUUUAGUCUGUCUGCUCACCUGAGCCUCAGCCCACACUUCAGAUUUGUUCAGUCAUUCAAAUAAGUUUGGUUUUGCUCUCAUUGGCUGAUUCAGAGGUCUGGAGCAACAGUCUACCAAUCAGAGUUUGGUAGGAGGGAUAUCGAAUUGGAGAGUUAUAACUAGAUGAAUUUAUGGAAAAGUAGUUCAGAAAAAUGUAGAUAAGAAUGAUUAUUAAAUUUUCCUCGUGAUUGUUGUGUGGAGUUUUUUUUUAACGGUGUCUGUGAUUAUUCCACAGGAUGUUUGAUGUAGGUGGUCAGCGAUCAGAGAGGAAGAAGUGGAUCCAUUGUUUUGAGGGAGUCACUGCCAUCAUCUUCUGUGUGGCUCUGAGUGACUAUGACCUGGUCCUGGCUGAGGAUGAGGAGAUGGUAUAAACUUGCCUUAACUGUCCCUCCCUUUUGUCCUCAACAUGUUUAUAUGUUAUGUGGACGUAUAUUUUUUUUAUUUGUAUGUUUUCUUCUCUUAUUCAGAAUCGAAUGCAUGAGAGCAUGAAGCUGUUCGACUCCAUCUGUAACAACAAAUGGUUCACAGACACCUCCAUCAUCCUCUUCCUGAACAAGAAAGAUCUGUUUGAGGAAAAGAUCAAAAAGAGCCCCCUCACGAUCUGCUACCCAGAAUAUGCAGGUGAGAGACAGACAAACACACAUACAAGGGGGUGGGGGUGUGACUAAAAUUGGGUUUUAGCUGCUUUUAAUACCAAGAAUUCCAUGUCAUUUGCUGCAAUCUGUAUCUCAAGGUCUUAAUCACAAACCGAAUAGCACUGAUGAUAUUAAAGCUCAUCAACGCCUGCAAGUUCUACGGCUCUUUACUUCAGUUUUGCAAUUUACUGCGACUAAGAUAAGCUGAAAGCAAUGGAGGGGCUGCAUGAUACCCACAUAUAUGAUGAGCUGAUAGAUGGAAAAUCUUUACCCCCUUUUUUUUACAGAGAUUUAAAACAGAUGUGGCAUGAAUUUCACAGUUCAUGUUUGGUUCAGUUGCAGAAGUGUUCGAAUCCCGGACAGCCCUUGACUCAUGUAACCUGUGAUUGUAAAUAAAAGUAGACAUGAUGUACAGAUAUCAAACUUUUAGGAGGAAUCUUUCAGGUGGAAUUGAUCCCUGAAGAGUUUGAGUGUGACAUCAAUGCUCAUAACUAUUCCAGCACAACCUUAUUUGCAUUGAAAAGGGGCAUACUUUGCUCCAAAUGAAUACAUAAUGGCUAUUUAAAUGUAUGCAAACUGCACUGGCGCGCCAAGACGCUUUCUGCUCUGCAGUGCAGUUUGUGGCGCAUUUAACCCUCUACCUGUGCUACGUGGACUGGACAGUCUUUCAGGUUUGUUUGCACAGGUUAACCCUUGUGCACCCCUAAGAAAAACUUCCCUUAACACCCCUAAGGACCGAAACGGUCCCCUCCAUUUUGCUGGAGUAAAAAUAUGGUCUAAAUAAAUAUAUUUAAAUUUUUUUUUUUUUGGCUGCCAUCAUUGACUUAUAACCUAAUCAUGAAUAGCAAAACUUUAUUCAGGUUUUGUAUUUUAACCCCAUAAAUGCCAGUCUUUUUUGUAAAAACCUGAUAUUAUUUUAAGUCAAAAAACACAAUUAAUGAAUUAUUUUCCAUCCUAUAUAUGCAAAUUGUUUUUUUAAACUUUUGAUUAUUAGAGCAUGGGAUUGGUAAACAUUGAUGAGAAAAUGGAUUUGAAAGGAUUUGUAUUUUUUCUGUAGUGUUGAAUAAUAAUAAAAACUUCAAUUAAGACCCCUAAGGACCGAAACGGUCCCCUCCAUUUUGCUGCAGUAGAAAUAUUGUCUAAAUAAAUAUAUUAAAAAUUUUUUUUUUUGGCUGCCAUCAUUGACUUAUAACCUAAUCAUAAAUAGCAAAACUUUAUUCAGGUUUUGUAUUUUAACCCCAUAAAUGCCAGUCUUUUUUGUAAAAACCUGAUAUUAUUUUAAGUCAAAAAACACAAUUAGUGAAUUAUUUUCCAUCCUAUAUAUGCAAAUUGUUUUUUUAAACUUUUGAUUAUUAGAGCAUGGGAUUGGUAAACAUUGAUGAGAAAAUGGAUUUGAAAGGAUUUGUAUUUUUUCUGUAGUGUUGAAUAAUAAUAAAAACUUCAAUUAACACCCCUAGGGACCGAAACGGUCCCCUCCAUUUUGCUGGAGUAAAAAUAUGGUCUAAAUAAAUGUAUUUAAAUUUUUUUUUUUUUUGGCUGCCAUCAUUGACUUAUAACCUAAUCAUAAAUAGCAAAACUUUAUUCAGGUUGUGUAUUUUAACCCCAUAAAUGCCAGUCUUUUUUGUAAAAACCUGAUAUUAUCUUAAGUCAAAAAACACAAUUAGUGAAUUAUUUUCCAUCCUAUAUAUGCAAAUUGUUUUUUUAAACUUUUGAUUAUUAGAGCAUGGGAUUGGUAAACAUUGAUGAGAAAAUUUGAAAAGAUUUUUUUUUUUCUGUAGUGUAUUACACACACACACACACACACACACACACACACACACACCAUCCAUCCAUCCAUCCAUCCAUCCAUCUCUUGCUUUUAUGCACGCACAUCGAUGAUAUCCUCCCUCUUCAGGUGCUCGCUAUGAACCUUGUGCGUGCGCUCACACAUGCAUGCACGCACACACAAUCUCACACACAAUCUCAAACACACACACACAUACACACACCAUCCAUCCCUUGCUUGCUUUUACGCACGCACAUCGAUCAGGUGCCUGCUAUGAACCUCGUGCGCUCGCUCACACACACACACAAACAAUCAGACACACACACACACACACACACACACACAAAAACAAUCAGACACAUGCACACAUACACACACACACACACACACACAAACAAUCAGACACACACACACACACACACACACACACACACACACCAUCCAUCCAUCCAUCCCUUGCUUUUACGUAAGCACAUUGAUGAAGCCCUCCCUCUUCAGGUGCCAGCUAUGAACCUCGUGCGUGCGCUUACACACGCACACACGCACGCACGCUCGCACACACAAUCUCACACACACACACACACACACACACACACACACACACACACACACACACACACACACACACACACACACACACACACACACACACACACACACACACACACACACACACACACACACUCACACUCCAUCCCUUCCUCGCUUGCUUUUACGCACUCACAUUGAUCAGGUGCCCGCUAUGAACCUCAUGAGCUUGCUCACACACGUGCGCACACACACACAAUCAGACACACAAUCACACACACACAAUCAGACACACACACACACACACACACACAGAAGGAAACUGCAGGUGCAGAUUGUACAACUGCCGCUGUUUCUGGAAGGAUUUUGGCUAUUCUCAUGGCUGCAUAUGCACACACACACACACACACACACACACACACACACACACACACACAAGUAAUUCAUGAAAACACAUGCACAUAAUCCAUGAUGUCCCAAAAGCACACCUAAAUAGUUUUUAUUAAAUUUAUUUUCUCUCUAAAGAUGUUUAGUAUAUUUAGCCUGUAUUCAAUGUAUAUAUUUAGUAUUUUUAGUCUGCAUUGUACAUAUUUCUUCUUAUAUUUAAUUCUAUUUUGUAUUUUUUUGCUGCUGUAACAUGAGAAUUUUCCAGUUUGGGAUCAAUAAAUUAUAUAUCUAUCAAUCUAUCUAUCUAUAUGCAUGAAAUAAACCAGCUCUGUGACAAAGGGAAAACAGUGCCCCUCUGGUUCUAAAGGGUAUGGCAGGAAAAAAGAAAAAUGGCGCCAUCUGCUGGUCGGCAUAAAAAAAAAAAACAGUUUGACCCUCAAAGAAUAGGUGUACAUGAGAAAAAAAAAAAUCCAAAAAUUAUACUGCAUUGGCAGUGUAUUGAAAAAAACAUGUUUUAAUGGGAGUCAAUGGGACCGUUUCGGUCCUUAGGGGUGUUUACUGAAGUAUAAAAAUUGCUCACAUGCAAAAAAGGUUAAAGGAAGAAAAAAGAAAAAAAAUUAAAUUGCACCUAAAAUUACACACUUUGGCAAACUUUCAUGCCAUUUGCAUCAUCACAGCCAAAAUUAUCCACAAAAGUAUAGUUACAAAGGACCAAAACGGUCCCUAGGGGUGCACAAGGGUUAAGGAAGCGCAAAACUCACUCAAUCCUUGAAUCAGGCUGAUAGAGACAUGAGUAAUCAGAGUUGAUGAGUACUUCAUGGAAAUAUUGGGCUUCAUAUUGGUGUUUUAUGUAAGCCUGCAAGUCCAGGCAAAAAUGUGAAAGCAGAGUUUGAGGGAUAGAGUGAAUUUAUGAAAGAGUAUAAAUCGAAUACCGUAAUAAUAAUAAUAAUGUCUCCGGUCUGAUUUCAGAUUUGUUCAGUGUAUUAAAAAUGGUCAACCAGGUUAUUUUGAAUGAAAUCUCAAAUGAGUUCUCUACAGAUCAUAAAAGAAAUUGUAAUAUUCCUAAAGAUGAGGACACUUUGACAAACAUAAGAGAACAGACAUUUGUGUAGUUUGAUGAUGUGCUGUGGGCCCAAAGGGACACUGGCUUAAAUUCAGGUUUCCACUUUUCGAACCCAAGGUCAAUCUGUUGCACUUGGAGGGUGCAGCAAUCUCUACAGACCACACAAAGAUGUUUCUUUCUUCUUCUGGUCUAGAACUGUGUGGGCUGUUUCAUCCUCAGAACAAUAUGUUCUUGUUGGAUCUUUUAAUAGUUGUUGACACAUUUCAGGUAUUUAUCUAAGCUGAAAGAAAUUCAUUCCGUACUUUAUUAAGAACAAACUCUUACAUGAGGAAUUUACCAAGUUUUGCUUCAGUACAAGUUGUCACCAAGGAUAUUUCCCUUUCACCAUCCGACUUUCAUGUGAUUCAGACUUAUGUAAGAGUCUAACCUUUCCCUUCAGAUAUCCCACAGUAACAAGUCUCUCCAUUGUCAGAUGAAAAAGAGCAAAGCUAAUUUAGUAAAGCUGCUCUGCUGCCUGCAGGUCAAACUGCCAGUCAGUUAACUGACAAUUCACAAACAGUCGGUUUGUAGGCAUACAGUGCAGAUAUAUGAAGUACAACACAGGCUCGCAGAAACACUUUCAAAGUCAGAGGCCUUUGAAAUACCUUUUAAAGUGCUAAAGCAGUUCAGCACAUCUCUACCUUGACUUCUCUGUGUACACAGCCUCGACCUUUUCAGUUAUGCUGAAGGUGAUAAAGCUGUUUUUUUUUUUAAUACAUCAAGUGUCUCCUAAUAUAUGCAGAGUUUCCUCUGUAUUACAGGCUUCUGGCCUCCUGAGCCCAAAGGGAAGUUUUUGGUGUGCACAAAGGUGCCAGCCGUCUGACAAUCACAUGCUUUGCUGAGAAAGUAAAAGUGAGACUGUUGUUCUCGGGUUUUUUGUCCCCCUUGUGGUGCAGCCUGUCCUGUUUACUGUGGCCCUUCCUAUACUAUUGUUUCAUUUUAGUCAGUGUGUUUUUUUGAACACUCAGCACAAAAAGAAUUGUAGAUUGUAUGUAUACAUGAAACCAAACUUUAAAAGAAGGGGAGAAAUCAGCUGCUCAGGGCGUCCACAGACUGAAAUGUGAUGAUACUUUCCAUUCAAUAGCCUUGCUGUUUUUUUAUAUUGAGCUUGAACUCAACUUGUUCCUAUUUAGCAACUGGCUGUGCGUGGCCUUGUAGGACCAUAUGAUGUUGGCUGCAGGAUAAUAAGACACUGAACAGCGUUGUGCCUAUGAUUUGUUAUGCUCAAGAUCAGCUUCCAGUCACGCCUUUUUUCCUGCAUGAAAAAAAAAAAAGAAUGUCGUAACAAGCUUUGAUAUCAGGUCCAGUUCUUGAUUACUCUAUCCAAUUUUAGAAAAUCUGCAGAUUCUAACUGAGUUAUAAGUUUGGCACAGAUUUUUUUCUUGAAGUGAGCAGCACAGCAUCUCCUUCUCUCUCUCUUUGGUGAUGUUAAUCCCAACACUUGGCUGUUCCAGUCACCACAAGCUUAGCUUCCUUCAAAAGUAAUCUUAGCUUUCUGUCCUGCCAGUAACAGGUCCAUCUUUUCUAACUGUCAAGGCCAGUGCCGGGACAUGCUGAUGAUUAGAGGGUGGGAUGAAUAUUUGUGUCUCCACAGAGGCAGCAUCAUUAGCCUCAGGUGGAUGAGGAGAAGGAAAAAUGUCAGUUUAGUAGAUACACCUCCAUGUUUGAUAGUAUCAGACAUAGAGGUAUAUCUUUAUAUGUUCUUUGUGUCUCCAUCACUGUUUUGAUACUUUGAUUCCUGAGAUUUUGAAGUCUGAAAAUGGAUGUGAUAUAAUACUCGAACAACACUGCUCAUCUUGCUUCCUCACAAAUGUAUCCUCUGCGCCCUGUUCUCUUCCUCAUCCUCCUCCCUCUCCUCCUGCAGGCUCCAACACCUAUGAGGAGGCAGCAGCUUACAUUCAGUGCCAGUUUGAGGACCUGAACAAAAGGAAGGACACCAAGGAGAUCUACACCCACUUCACCUGUGCCACCGACACCAAGAACGUGCAGUUUGUGUUUGAUGCGGUCACCGACGUCAUCAUCAAAAACAACCUGAAGGACUGUGGCCUUUUCUAAAGGUAACAGCUGCACCUGAAAAGUUUAUGUUUGUCGGGUCACAUAUUUUUCAAAGUACUCAUGGUUUCUUGUCUUGUUUUCUCUCUGGUCUAGCAGAUCGGUAGCCAGCUUUCUAAGUGACUUUAUCCAAGGGGACUCUGACUGGAGGGGACGUUGUGCACCCUGCUGAGAAUGUCACUUUUAACCUCUUAUUAACUUAUGUUCAUCUCUAAAAGUUUUAAAGACGGUGUGUAGAAAAAAACAUUUUGUGUAAAGUAUUUGUACAACUGUCCAUGGCCGGGGGUUUUUCACAGUUUUUAAAAUGUGCUUCUUUUACCGUAAUAUCAUUAUUUUAAAUUUUUAUAUGAAGGGGGGUGGGCGGGGAGGGGGGUUCUCUUUUUUUUUUUUUUUUUUUCUUUUUUUUUGUCCAUGAAAGAACAGUUUUUAUCUUUUUGUUUGUAGGUGCUUGUGCCUUGCAUGCCUUAGUUGCAGUGUUUGCUUUUUUGUUGAAGUAGAUAAUAGGCUCAUGUAGAUAUUACUGCUGAACUCCUCCAAAGUCCCCAAGGCCAUGUUAUCUUUUUUUUUUUUUUUGCUCUGAUUUUUUCAUUGUGGCAUCAUUUCUGCCUUGUUAGAAAAACCAAGAAAGACCAAGUCACUCUAUAGACCAAUUCACUCUGACUCUGACAUACUGUGAGAGCUGUGUGUUGACCCUUGUGAAUGUGUGGUAUAUGUGAGUGAGAGCUUUGUUUCGAUUGAGGCCAAAAGCCAAAGUGAAUGAUUUGUGUUUGUGUGAGUGAAAGACUAUAAAACAAAGGGACUAUUCCUUUACUUGUCAUCCUCCUUCAAAGUUGUAUUUUUCUAAGUGACCAAAAAGAAACUACUCUCUAAUUAACGAGUGCACGUUGUCGGUGCACAUUUCUGAUUGAAUCGAGAACUCAAGAGAAGCUUUGAACAGAGGAUGCCAAUCUUGGCUUUGUAGCAGACCGUAGGACCACAUGAAGAAGUGUUCAGUGCACAGAGAGAAAGGCAGGUGCACUGUCACUGAUCAGGAUCUGUAAUGGUUUUGAGUUACAUAUCCCUCCUGAAACCCCACCCCUUCAUUGGAUGGGCACAUUAGUGGACUAAUCUCCAUGAUUUUGCUAAUAAAAGAGUUGCUUUGGUGAAACCAUUGUAACUUAUGCAAUACACCG
This is a messenger RNA of Xyrichtys novacula (pearly razorfish), 13898 nucleotides long. Lineage: Eukaryota; Metazoa; Chordata; Actinopteri; Labriformes; Labridae. The record is from the annotation of a GenBank genome assembly.